Salvia hispanica is the source of this 445-nucleotide messenger RNA. RefSeq names its product stamen-specific protein FIL1-like. NCBI's taxonomy places the organism in Eukaryota, Viridiplantae, Streptophyta, Magnoliopsida, Lamiales, Lamiaceae. The record is from RefSeq and is a predicted model, not a curated record.
UACAAGUACAUUCCAUUUGCCUACAUAUACUAGAAAUGAAGUCUUUUUUUAGUGCGAUUUUCGCGGUUUUGCUGGUGGGUGCGAUGUUUUUUAUGGACGGAAGCUUAGCACAACCUUGCUCGUCCGCCUUGUCAGCUCUGAACGUGUGCACGCCGUACGUGGUCCCCGGGGCCGUGGGGAACCCAAGCCCCGAUUGUUGUGGCGCCCUGCAGUCCAUUAACCGCGACUGCUUGUGUAGCACCCUCCGCAUUGCCUCUCGCAUCCCGGCCCAAUGCAACCUUCCUCCUCUCACUUGCCCAAACUGAAGUUGGAAUUUUGAUCAUCCACAAUAAUGGAACGCUUUUUCCACUUUUUUCUUCUCUUUUUUUCUAGUAAUGCACCAUGUAAUAUUAGUUCAUACCAAAGUUAAAGUAUCGCCAAAUAAGCAAUAAACAUGGUUUCAAUA